Messenger RNA from Olea europaea var. sylvestris, 1275 nucleotides. RefSeq names its product scarecrow-like protein 9. The record is from RefSeq and is a predicted model, not a curated record. NCBI's taxonomy places the organism in Eukaryota, Viridiplantae, Streptophyta, Magnoliopsida, Lamiales, Oleaceae. Gene Ontology annotation, molecular function: sequence-specific DNA binding; DNA-binding transcription factor activity. Gene Ontology annotation, biological process: regulation of DNA-templated transcription. The annotation marks the transcript as partial. The transcript has a single exon. Gene Ontology annotation, cellular component: nucleus.
AUGUGACGAUGUGGCAACUAAGGUGGAAAUGAAAGAUGUCGCAGAAUGUUUGCCAUCUGAAUCGAGAAGAAAUAAAAAUCCUCAUACACGGGAUAUAGAUUUAGAAGAAGAGAGAGUUAGCAAGCAGCCAUCAAUCUAUACGGAAUCUAACAUCCCAGAAGAGGAAUUCAGUAUUGUUUUGCUUCAUAGCAUGGGGGAAGGUGAAAAGAAGUUGGCGGCCUACAGAGCAGACCUUCGGAAUGCUACAAGCAAGAGUGUGCAGCAAUCCAGGCAAACAAAAGGAUCGAGGGGGAAGGGGCGAGGAAAGAAGCAGAAUAACAAAAAGGAAGUGAUAGAUUUGAGAACCCUUUUAAUUAACUGUGCGCAAGCUGUGGCUGCUGAUGAUCGUCGGAGUGCUAAUGAACUUUUGAAACAAAUUAGGCAGCAUUCUUCUCCAUGUGGUGAUGGAAAUCAGAGACUGUCUUAUUAUUUUGCCGAUGGCCUUCAAGCUCGUUUGGCUGGCACUGGUAGCCAGAUACACAAGGCUCUUGUCAGUAAAAGAACAACUGCAGCUGAUUACUUAAAAGCUUUCCACUUAUAUCUUGCAUCAUCUCCGUUCUGGAAGAUUUCGAGUUUUGUCUCGAAUAAGACAAUUCAGCUGAAGGCAGAAAAAGCAACAAGAGUUCACGUCAUAGAUUUUGGUAUCCUCUAUGGUUUCCAGUGGCCUACCUUUCUUCAACGUAUUGCUGGAAGGAAAUAUGGUCCUCCAAGUGUUCGGAUUACUGGCGUAGAAUUUCCUCAACCUGGAUUCAAACCUGCAGAAAGAAUUGAAGAGACAGGGCGUCGGUUGGCUUAUUAUGCUGAAAUUUUUAACGUGCCAUUUGAGUACAAUGCCAUAGCACAGAGGUGGGAAACCAUCAAAAUAGAGGAUCUUAAGAUUGAAGAUGGUGAAUUUCUCAUUGUCAACUGUUUGUACCGAACCCAGAACUUAUUUGAUGAAACAGUCGUGGCACAGAGUUCAAGAGCUAUUGUUUUUAACAUGUUCAGGAAAAUAAAUCCGGAUAUUUUCAUUCAUGGAAUUGUCAAUGGGGCGUACAGUGCACCAUUCUUUGUCACCCGAUUCCGGGAGGUUCUGUUCCAUUUCUCUGCAUUAUUUGAUAUGCUUGAAGUGAAUGUACCACGUGAAAAACCGGAAAGACUAUUAAUUGAGAGAGACAUUUUUGGGAGGGAAGCAUUGAAUGUCAUAGCUUGUGAGGGCUGGGAGCGCGUUGAACGGCCUGAGACAUAUAAGCAGUG